AUCAAAAAAUUAAUGUUUUAAGCCGGAAAUUAAAUAAAAUAAAUACGCCACCAUGUACGCAGCUGUUAAGCCGCUUUCCAAGUAUCUGCAGUUCAAGUCGGUGCACAUCUACGAUGCCAUUUUCACGCUGCACUCCAAAGUCACAGUGGCCCUGCUUUUGGCUUGCACAUUUUUGCUUUCCUCGAAACAAUAUUUUGGGGAUCCCAUCCAGUGUUUUGGGGACAGGGACAUGGACUACGUGCACGCCUUUUGCUGGAUCUACGGGGCCUAUGUGAGCGACAAUGUGACUGUGACGCCGCUAAGGAAUGGCGCUGCACAGUGCCGACCAGAUGCGGUUAGUAAGGUGGUGCCCCCGGAGAAUCGCAACUACAUCACCUACUAUCAGUGGGUCGUGCUGGUACUGCUGCUCGAGUCGUUUGUGUUCUAUAUGCCAGCAUUUCUCUGGAAGAUUUGGGAGGGCGGUCGGCUGAAGCAUUUGUGCGAUGAUUUCCACAAGAUGGCCGUUUGCAAGGACAAGAGCAGAACUCAUUUGCGCGUACUAGUCAACUACUUCUCCAGCGACUACAAGGAGACCCACUUCCGCUACUUCGUUAGCUACGUCUUCUGCGAAAUACUCAAUUUGAGCAUCAGUAUUCUAAACUUCCUUCUGUUGGACGUAUUUUUCGGCGGUUUUUGGGGCCGCUACCGCGAUGCCUUGCUGUCCCUUUACAAUGGCGACUAUAACCAGUGGAACAUCAUCACCAUGGCAGUCUUUCCCAAGUGUGCCAAGUGCGAGAUGUACAAGGGCGGCCCCAGCGGUUCUUCCAACAUAUACGACUACCUGUGCCUGCUGCCCCUGAAUAUACUGAACGAGAAAAUCUUUGCCUUCCUGUGGAUCUGGUUUAUACUAGUGGCUAUGCUCAUUGCCCUCAAGUUUCUGUACCGCCUGGCCACCGUUUUGUAUCCCGGAAUGCGUCUGCAGUUGCUUCGUGCCAGGGCUCGUUUCAUGCCCAAGAAGCACUUGCAGGUGGCACUGCGCAAUUGCAGUUUCGGCGACUGGUUCGUGCUGAUGCGCGUGGGCAACAACAUCAGCCCCGAGCUGUUCCGUAAGUUGCUAGAGGAGCUGUACGCAGCUCAGUCCUUGAUCAAAAAACCGCCGGGAGCGGACAAGAUCUAAGAUCUCAGUGAUGACACCAAGUUUAAUCUCAAUAUACUGAAAUAAUUAUUAUCAUUUGAAUCGUCUAUAGAGUAGAAGACUAAGAUGACACAAACAAGAAUAACAUACAUUAAUUUUUUUCACAUCGAUAUGUGCGUAUUAUCGAAGAAAUAACAAACUAUUAUUUUUGUGCUAAGAGAAAUGUGGCAUUUUCACUUGUUCAGUAAAUUCUCAUAUUUCUUAAUCAUCAUAAAUAUUCUUGACCAUUUUAAUCAUUAAUUGGUUUGAUAUAGAUUGAAAACUGUAUUUUUCUCUAAUAAAAGUUGAAAGUGUAAAGAACAUAAGCUA
Molecule: messenger RNA, 1483 nt
Organism: Drosophila mauritiana
Lineage: Eukaryota; Metazoa; Arthropoda; Insecta; Diptera; Drosophilidae
Gene: zpg
Product: innexin inx4
Exons: 3
Coding region: 53-1156 (367 amino acids)
Biological process (GO): phototransduction
Cellular component (GO): plasma membrane; gap junction
Molecular function (GO): gap junction channel activity
Source: RefSeq, a predicted model, not a curated record